Nerophis ophidion (straightnose pipefish) is the source of this 9191-nucleotide messenger RNA. RefSeq names its product glutamate-rich 3 (gene erich3). The transcript has 14 exons. Lineage: Eukaryota; Metazoa; Chordata; Actinopteri; Syngnathiformes; Syngnathidae. The coding region runs from base 181 to 5307 and encodes 1708 amino acids. The record is from RefSeq and is a predicted model, not a curated record.
UUGGUGUCAUCAGUUUUACUCCAGUAGAAGUAGAAGCUGCACCGUCCUAGAUCGCAUGAGAAUUCUUCGCUCCAACAACAAUAACAACAACAAUUCUUCCGCCGCGUCGACUGCCUUCUAGUCGACCUCGUCGUCCUCCAGCCUGUGUGCCUGCAAGGCGGAAACAUUUGAGAUAGAGCCAUGAGUCACUUCAACCUGGGGCUUAUUUCAGCCUACAACAGCCUCACAGACAAACACCUCACCGGCUACUUCAGCAGUACUCGCAUUAGGAAACACUUGCAGAGGGCAGGACUGAUCACAAGGAGUGGGCGUAUUGUUCCCGACAAAGAGUACAGACACAAACUGAUCCAGAGAGCCCACAAGAGACAUGUCAGAGAGGGUUUGGCCCAAGCCAUUUUCCUUAAGGUGCUGGAGAUGGAGCGUCUUCAUCAAAUAGAGAUUAAAAGAAAACUGGAGGAGUUUGCCAGAAGGGAGCGAGUGCACAAGAUGAAGGUGGAGCGUUCUAAACGAUUUGAAGAAGACACACGGAUUUUGUCGCCACACCCACCCGCGGGUGCAAGGGCUGUCCGGAAACAGCACUCAGGACCUGUGGCGGGUCAAUGUGGAUCCUCAGAGUCUCCUGGUUCGUCUCGCCCCAACACAGCUCCGGGAAAGAUGCAGAGGCCUGUGCGUUUGAAGCCUAUCCACAACAAUAACAACAACUCAGCCUCCUCUCACAGACUCCAAGAGGCGUUCAAGGACCACCAACCCCCAUUCAACAGCACUAUGGAGAGGGCGCCCAGGAGGCGCACGACCACCUUAGACCCCCCCCACGGCGUCUCACCUUACUGCCUGCCGGUCGUCAACAACUUUAUUAUGCCACUCCCUCCGGCCACUAAGAGGAAAGAAAGGGGGCCUGACGGUGCUCCCAGAAGCACACUCAGACGACGACGGCUGCGGCCCGUCACCGCCUCCAGCGGAGCCGACGAGCAGCCUCUCCUAAGGACCACAGUGCAUCAGAGCAAAGUGUGCGUCACCAUGGUGUAUUUUGGGAAAUCCGUGCAUCUUGCCAAUGACCUGGACGACCUGCGGGAUGAGAUCAAAGUGUUCCAGCAGCACUGUGGAGGAGAGAACCUCUGCGUUUACAAGGGCAAGCUCCGUGAGGGAGAGAUGUUCCAGUUCGUGUCAAGGCGUCAUCCAGGUUUCCCUUUCAGUCUGACCUUCUUCCUGAACGGGCUGCAGGUUGAGCGUCUCAGCUCGUGCUGCGAGUUCAAGCACAGGAGGGGUCCCAGAUUGGGCGGCAGAUACGGACACUUUGGCUUCAGCGCCGUAGAGCGGGCGUCUCCUUGCUACAAGUGCAUCAUAGCAAUGGGGCUGGACAAACAGCCCACUCCUCCACCAAAGAAGAUCAACGAGAAGAUAGGAGGAGGGGAAAGCAGCUCCAGCCUCAAGGAUGCACCCAAAAUUGGGACGGUUAGAAGCACAAACCAGUCAGGAAGCGAGAGCAACUCUCCGCAAGAACAACAAACCCAGCACGGACACAAAGAUGAUUACGAGGAGGACUUUGAAGCAGAUGAUGAUAAACCGAAUGAAAAGAAGACUUCAUCUUCACCAAAUGAGACAGACGUGCAUACAAAAUCUUUGUCUGACUUUGAAGAUGAAACGGCCGAAGAAGAAGGAGAAGAUGUGAGGCCUCGUUCAAGUUCAAGCUCCACUGAGGAGAGUGAUUCUGAGCCUGAGGAAGAGGUAGAAGAACCGGAAGAGAUCCUCCAGAAAGAAGAAAUGGCUUCACCUCCAGUUGAAGAAGACCAGGGGAAUCCAGAAGUCACUGAGGAGGAGCCUGCUGAGGUCAAGGGCUCGGAUGUAGAAAACAGCGCCAUGACCCCCACAAUUGUAGAAGUCUCAGACAGCAGCCUGCCCACAGCGGACGAGAAAGAACAGACUGAGGAAACACCAGAUGAGCAAAAAGUGUGCAAGGAGGCAGAGUAUGGGGGCGAGCAAAAGGAACAGGAGAGGGCCAAAUCUGUGCAGGAGAAGUUUGCUGAAGCCAUCCUGAAGGAGUCCCGGUGCAGCUCUGAGCCAGAAUUGAGCGACACCAGUACUGAAGAGGAGGAGGAAGCGUUGGCGUCCAAAAACCAAGAACAGAGGCCAGAAAAUGAUGAAGCAGUCAUGGGGACAUCGAUAAUAAAAUGUGAGGAAAGUGCUUCAAAAGAUCACGAGGAGCCAAAUGAUCAAGCUGAAGCAGACCAAGAUGAACCACAAAAGAACAAGGAGCACCAGAAAGACAAGGAAACAGAUUGUGAAGAGAACAUACCUGAAGGUGGCAGGACUUUAGAAGCUCAAGACAAUCCUUUGGCUAUAUCUGUUGAUGCAGAGACAACAGCAACCAAGGCAGAGAAGCAAGAGGCCCUCAACGGUCACAUUUUGCAAGAUGAACUGGUUUCAACAGAAACUCCUGCUGAGAUAAUUGAAAACAAUGUAAAUGAUGAGAGCAAUAAAACGGAACCUAUUGAGCGAGAAGAAAUAGGUAAACCAUGUGAGGAAAUCAUUGACCAAAUGACAAAAUGUGACGAACAAAAAAAUCCAGGUCAAGCCGAGGAAAAUCAUACAAAGGAAGAAAACACUGCAGAGGAGACUAAUGUGGAUGUAAACGAAGUAGAGAAUGUGGAUGUAAACAAAGUAGAGACAAAGAAAGAUGCAGCAGAAGCAACCCUCACGGAGGAAAACAAUGAGAGAGAAGACAGUCAUAGCCCAAAGAGCAAUGAGGCUAAGGAAGAGAAUAAGGAGGAUACUGAAGAAAAAAGUCAAACAAACACUGAAGAUGGAGUGAGGAGUGAAGCGAGACAGAAGGACAUAAACAAAGCUGUUGAAAGCAACGUGACCGAUGAAUAUGAAAAGGAUGAAUUUGUUACGGAAAGUGUGAAAAUCAACGAAGUGACAACAACAGAUGCAAAAGAAAACGAAAUGAGACAGAAAAACAAAAAUGAGUUGAGUGGAGAUAUAGAAAAUAAAAUUGUCAUAGCUAUCGCUGCUAAGCACAAGGAAGGGGAAGAAAUAAACGUACAAAACAUGCAAGCAGGAGAUGAAAACAAGAACGAAGAUCUGAUGGAGCCAAUUGAAGAAGAGACAAUCCUUACUAAUGAGACUGGGGAAAGAGAAGAAACAUCAAAGAAAGAUGAGAACAAAGCUGAAGUAGGCAUAGAGGUCAGAGAUAGAGAGGAGGCAGAGAAAAUUGAGCCUGUGGAAAGGGAAGGAAUCAACAACGCAAACACAGACAAUGUGGACGAGAGCGAAGACAAAGAUAAAAACAAGAAUGAAAAUGUGAUGGAUAAAUCUGAAGAAGAGAAGGUUGUUACCAAUGAGGCAACGGAAAGAGAGGAAAAAUCAAAGAACGAUAAGAAUGAACUUAAAGGACGUACAGACUUCGGGGAUGGAUAUGAGGAGGAGAAAAAUGAAAAAAUCAACAACGUAAACACGGAUAACAUGGACGAGAGUGAAGAAAAAAAUAAAAACAAGAAUGAAGAUGUAAUGGACGAAGCUGAAAGGAAGGUUGUUAGUAGUGAGGCGCAGGAAAGAGAGGAAACAUCUAAAAAAGACGACAACAAAGCUGAAGCAAGUAAAGACUAUAAGUCUACGGAUGAGAAGGAGAAAGGUGAAGAAAUUAACACAGAUAAUGUCGAGGACAGUGAAGCAAGGGAUCAAAAUAAGAACAAAGAUGUAAUGGUUAAAGCUGAAGAAGAGAAGAUAGUUGCUAAUGAGACCAAAGGAAGACAGGAAACAUUUGGGAAAGAUGACAAAGUAGAAGCAAGUGAAGAUGUCAGGGAUGGGCCUGAGGAAGAGAAAAUCAAGGCCAAGGAAGGUGUAGAAGAGAAUGAAGAAAAAAAUCAAAACAAGAACGGAGAUGUGACGGUUAAAGCUGAAGAAGAGAAGAUUGUUAUCAAUGAGGCAGAAAAAGGUGAGGUAAUAUCUGAGGUUACUGCUGAAAAAACUGAGAAAAUGCCAGAAGAACUCUUGGUAGCAGCAGAUGCAGGACAUCCGAUGAGUACGACCGAGGACACCGACGAUAUUCCGAUGAAACACAACAAUGAAAAGCACCAAGUUGACGCUGAAAACGGGGAGACCUCAACCGGAGCGGACAACAGUGAAGACCAGCCAAAAAAAAGUGGUGGCACGACAUUGGAACAUUUUGAGGAAGAAAGAAAAGAUGAGUCUGCGGAGGUGAAGAAAAACAAUGAGGAAUCUGGGUACGCCCAAAAGGUAGAAAUCGAUGCAGAGGAAGUGGUCAGCAAGGACCACUUUGAGCCCCCUAAAGUGGAGUCAAUAGAGGAUUUUAAGUUUGAAGAUCUAAGCAGCAGUAAAGAAGACGUGGCUGGGAAAACCAACAAAAACCCUAAAACCGAUCACUCCACAGGAGAUUACGAUCUGUACUCGGCAGCUGUAGAUGUCGAUUUGGACGAGACAGCUAAAAAAUUAUACAAAGAAGACAAUCUUUCCAGCAACAAAAAAGUGGCCUCCGCUGAGGAGAAGGAGACCAACAAGGCCUCAAAGGAAGGAGCCAGCGUGUUUCUCCAACCCCAGCCUACAAAGGAUCAGUCUGCCAAUCCUCGCCAUGGAGAAAGUCCAGAGGCAUUAGCGAGAGCGAGCAGUGCCGAGCUGGUCACAAAGUGGCUCACCAUGCAUCAGGCAUCAAAGUUCUUUGAGACCUACGUUGAACCCCUAGAUGACUUCACAGAGUCUGACGUGGGGGCCAGAACAUCAAAGGUUGUGGAGGAGGUUCGUGGUGCAGAAGUAGAGUUUGAAAGUCAAGCCAAAGGUGACACUCAGUCAACACCUGAAAGCUUUCACUUUAAUGAUGAGAGGGUCACCAAUCAAGAAGUGGAUGAUGGGGUGCGUAUCCUAACACCUAACACUAUAAGUAAACUAACCAAAACAGAGAAAAAAGGAUCUCUCGCUGACGACAACAUUGAAUCAACUCAUGGUAACAUCCUUGAAACAUUUCAAAAUGAUAUGGAAAGCAUGUCAGGAACCAAACCGGUGAGUCUCACAGAGGAGGAAACCGAAGCCCUUAAUCACUUUCAUAAAACUGAACAUUAUGAAGAUCAGACAACUCCAGGAGGAAGGACACAUAAUGAAGGUUAUGACGCGACGAGCAUGGUAAGCCAGGAAGAGCGAGCAAGCAUCAAAGCCAAACUGACCAAUGGGAGUUCGCGGAUUAUUGAUGACAUCAUCAGCGAGGACCGUUUGAGUGUGAUGUCAGCGGACAAAACGCCAUUUGGUUUAAGUUCUUACUCUUUGUUGGCAUCAGCCAGGACUGAAAGUGGACAUUAGCGCACAACUCAAGAGUGGCACGUUACAUCAAUAGUGGCACACUACAUUGUCUGCUCUCGCAUCUUAAGGGGGCUGUUUGCAACUAGCUCAGUUACAUUUCUUCAAACAAAAUAUAACAAGAACACCAUUAACUAGCUUAUGUUGUCAUUAUUGUUUUUUUCAAACAUCUAUUUUUUUCACAAUAUCUAAUUAUACUGACUAAAGAUUGCUUGUUGGCUUUAGGAACUAGCUGUUCAAACUUGUCUCUCACCGCUAUCUCAUACACCAGUGGUUCUCAACCUUUUUUCAGUGAUGUAUCCCCUGUGAACACAUUUUUAAUUCAAGUACCCCCUAAUCAGAGCAAUGCAUUUUUGGUGAAAAAGAGAGAUAAAGAAGUAAAAUACAGCACUAUGUCAUCAGUUUCUGAUUUAUUAAAUUGUAUAACAGUGCAAAAUAUUGCUCAUUUUUAGUGGUCUUUCUUGAACUAUUUGGAAAAAAAGAUAUGAAAAUAACUAAAAACUUGUUGAAAAAUAAACAAGUAAUUCAAUUAUAAAUAAAGAUUUCUACACAUAGAAGUAAUCAUCAACUUAAAGUGCCCUCUUUGGGGAUUGUAAUAGAGAGACAUCUGGAUUCAUGAACUGAAUUCUAAACAUUUCUUCACAAAAAAAGAAGUCUUUAACCUCCAUAUUUAUGGAACAUGUCCACAAAAAAUUUAGCUGUCAACACUGAAUAUUGCAUUGUUGCAUUUUUUUCACAGUUUAUGAACUUACACUCAUAUUUUGUUGAAGUAUUAUUCAAUAAAUACAUUUAUAAAGGUUUUUUGAAUUGUUACUAUUUUUCAAUAAAUAUAUUUAUAAAGGAUUUUGGAAUUUUUGCUAUUUUUAGAAUAUUUUAAAAAAAAUCACACGUACCCCUUGGCAUACCUUCAAGUACCCCUAGGGGUACGUGUACCCCCAUUUGAGAACCACUGUCAUACACAAAAUCAGUCCCAGAGAAGUCGCAAUAGGCUCUGCAUUCAAUAAGUUAGCUAAUGAGUUAACUUUAGAUUUACGUCAUUGCGUGCUAAAACCAGCAUCUAACAACAAAUUGGAAAGUUAGCACCAUCCAGGCAUCCACGUAAAAGUUGCAAACAGCCCCUUUCAUAGAUUUAAAUGUCUUAUACCGUUUAUCAACCAUUUUAAAAAGGAUGUUGCAGGUGUGUGGCUCAACAUUUAGUCUUGAUGCCCUUCUGCGUGUCUGUAGCUCAAAGGCUAAUGAGCCUGCAUGUCCAUGUUUCUCCAAGAAGCGUUAUUGUGCAUGUAUUCCACUUUUCUAAAUACCGUAGCUCUGCACUUGUCCAAAGUAACAUACCGUAUUUCCUUGAAUUGCCGCCGGGGCACUAAUUAAUUCAAAACCUCUUCUCACUCCUGCGCUUACCAAAGGCAUGUAGUAAAAGUAAGCAUGCGCUAAUUAUUUUAAAAUCUCUUCUCAUUACGGCACUUACCAAAGGUAUGCAGUAAAAAUUUGAGUGUGAUGUAAGCGUGGACCUUAAAUCCUACUGAAUAGCUCUUAAUCUUCUUCCCUUUAUGCGAUUUCAAAUUACCGGUAUUGAAAUCAGCCUCCUUCAUUUUGGAAAUGAUGACAGAGGAAGUGUCACUCGUGAUGUCAAGAGUUUUACCAGGCGGUAAUACUAAGCAUGCGCUAAUUAUUUUGGGAAGCGAGUUUGACCCGGCAGUAAUUCAAGGCAGGCGCAUACUAUAUGCCCUAUGGCAAUUCAAGGAAAUACGGUAUGCCAUAUAUCACAUACAACAACAUAACAUUAAGGGGAGAAGUAUGAGGACAUAAACAGUAGCAACACUAGAGUUAUGUGCUGGAGUGCUAAAAUUACACUAUGCUAAUAUACACAAUAUUUCCAAAAGUAUUUGGCCACCCAUCCAAAUGAUCAGAAUCAGGUGUCCUAAUCACUUGGCCCGGCCACAGAUGCAUGAAAUCAAGCACUUACGCUUAAGGAAUGUUUCUACAAACAUUUGUGAAAGAAUGGGCCGCUCUCAGGAGCUCAGUCAUUUCCAGCGUCGAACUGUAAUAGGAUUCCACCCGUGAAACAAAUCCUGUUGUGAAAUUCCCUCGCUCCUAAAUAUUCCAAGGUCAACUGUCGGCUUUAUUAUAAGAAAGUGGAACAACAGCAACACCAAGUGGUAGGCCAUGUUAACUGACAGAGAGGGGUCAGCAGAUGCUGAAGCGCAUAGUGCAAAGUUGUCUCCAACUUUCUGCACAGUCAUUUGCUACAGAGCUCCAAACUUCAUGUGACCUUCCAAUUAGCCCGCGUACAUUACGCAGAGAGCUACAUGGAAUGGGUUUCCAUGGCCGAGCAGCUGCAUCUAAGCCAUACAUCACCAAGACCAAUGCAAAGCGUCGGAUGCAGUGGUGUAAAGCACGUCGCCACUGGACUCCAGAGCAGUGGAGACGCCUUCUCUGGAGUGAUGGGGAGGUUGCCAGGAGAACAGUACAUUUCGGACAGCAUUGUGCAAAUUUAGUGGAGGAGGAAUUAUGGUGUGGGGUUGCUUUUCAGGAAUUGGGCUUCGCCCCUUAGUUUGAGUGAAAGGCACUUUGAAGGCUCCAGGAUAACAAAACAUUUUGGACAAUUCCAUGCUCCCAACCUUGUGUGAACAGUCCCUCACUCUUCCAAUAUGACUGUGCACCAGUGCACAAAGCAAGGUCCAUAAAGACAUGGAUGACAGAGUCUGGUGUGGAUGAACUUGACUGGCCUGCACAGAGUCCUGACCUGAACCCGAUAGAACACUUUUGGGAUGAAUUAAAACGGAGACUGAGAGCCAGGCAUUCUCGACCAACAUCAGUGUGUGACCACAUCAAUGCGCUUUUGGAAGAAUGGUCAAAAUUUCCUAUAAACGAGAGUUGAAGCCGUAAUAGCUGCAAAAGGUGGACCGACAUCAUGUUGAACCCUAUGGGUUAGGAAUGGGAUGGCACUUCAAGUUCAUGUGUGAGUCAAGGCAGGUGGCCAAACUUUUGGCAAUAUAGUUUAGGUUAGCAAAAACACAGUCAAACUCCCUCUGUAGGUAACAGACAGAAAGUUGGCAGAGCGUCAGCCUUUAUUUUAGGGAAAUAAUUUAAUUUUCGUACAUUUAGUGGGCAUUGACAGGCUCUAGGAGUUGGGACACAUAGCCUAUUGUACAUAUUUUACAACAUUAUUAUUAUGAAUUAAUUAUUAUUUAUUAAUUGAUUAUAUUAAUUAAUUAGUUUGAUGAAUAAUGUUGAAUAUUGCAAACAGUUUUCAUUCAGUUUCAUUCACCAUGUUAACAGUGGAAGAUCUCUUCACAAAGUGAGCAGGGUUAGUAGGAGGUAUUGAGUGCUAUUGCUUGCCUCUUACCAGCGAACAGAUACUCUUCCAUGCACUCUCAAACAGUUAAAUUAUUCAUAGACAUCUUAGCUUACCCCUAAACACAAAUACUUUUACAUAAAGCGCGUUCAAAGUUUAGCGGUCGACAUUUCAUUGCUGUGAUGGAGCGUUUGUUCAUAUUUGCCUAUCUCGUAUGUGAGUGGUUAAAUACUCUAUGAAAACACUGUAAACUCUACCUCUCUGUGCUGUUAAAAGCAUAUGUUAUCCUGAAGUGUGUGUUUGCAGGGCUUAACUGAAUAAAUUAAAACUGACCACUGACAUUUGGAUUACGGUAUGUCCAAUGCUUGCAAAGCCUACACACAAAAUCAAAUGUACACAUUUUUAUUGCUGUCAGAAUAACAUAGUGAAAGGCAAAUUAAAAAUGAGCUAAUAAGUUUUAGUAACAUAGUGAAACGUGAAUUAAAAAUGAGCUAAUAGUUUUAGUCAGUGCUGUUACCCUACAUAUUAGAUAGAAUUUACAGCCUGAAUCGUAAAUAAAAGAAGUAAAAUAACAAAACAAAUGAAUGGUUUA